This is a messenger RNA of Uranotaenia lowii, 2145 nucleotides long. RefSeq lists its product as uncharacterized. Lineage: Eukaryota; Metazoa; Arthropoda; Insecta; Diptera; Culicidae. The coding region runs from base 154 to 792 and encodes 212 amino acids. The record is from RefSeq and is a predicted model, not a curated record. The transcript has 3 exons.
ACGCCGGAUAUCACAUUACAGAACUAUCUUCAUUGAGUAGUUCUAAAGCUGACCUCAUCAUAUUCAGCUGCGGUUUUUUUGUAGUAACAAAAUCAUUGAUACUUGUAAUUCUGUAAGAGCCAUAAAAGUUGAGUGCUGCAUUAAAUACAAACAAUGAAGAAUCUUACAAUUAUUGUAACGAUCCUCUUCGUGCAAAGCAUAAUCGAUGCUAAGCCAUGUGAAAGUACCGAAGAAUCUGUCACGUCACAACCUGUAACUAUUCGGGAGACGAAAGAUGGCAACGAUGACGACAAGGCAUCGGUGGAGGAUGAAAUAGAGAGAAUUUUCAAAAAUAUUCCUCAAGAGUUCAGUAAUGUUUUUCUGUUCAAACCAAAUAACAUCAUUGUUGCCCCAGUUGUGUGCCCUGGGAAUAAGAAACCAGAUAAAAAUGGAAAAUGUCGGGAAGUGUGGAGCAGAGCUGGGUUCGAUGAUGAUGAUGAGGAAAAUUCAACUUUCGCGAUAAUUCCAGCAUCCAGUAAUGGUGUUCCAGCCCCGGUUCCUCAACAAUAUCAUCACUACAGCCGACCGAUGGUGUACCAGAUAAGCUUCUUCUACAAUUAUUACCCGGAGAAACCUAGUGAAGACCGGAAGCAGAUGGAGAGCCAAAAAACGAAAGAAAAUUGCGCGGAAUCUACUCCUUCACCGAUACCGGAACCGGAAAAUUCAGCCGUUUUUUCGCUGCUAGACGCCCCGAUAGUGUGUCCUCAAGGACAAGCAGCAGAUCCCAAAGGCAAAUGCCGGAAUAUAGUUUAGUAAGCCUAGUCUGACGAAAGAAUAAUGAAAAAAAAAAACCAAAAUUCAUGUCACCAGUGACAAAGUAUUCAAAACAAUUUUUUUAUUUGCUCACAAUGGUCCCAAUCAAAAAUUAUGUGUGCUCGUCUAAGCGCAUUCCACUGUUAUUUGUUGUUUGCUGCGCGCGUCGCUGUCUAAUAAUCAAAACAAAUUUCGACUCAAGCGUAACCGUUCUAUACUCUCUGGAGGAGGGAGGUCAAGGGCAUCCGGUCGGAAGAAGUCUGACUCUACCAGGAACCACGACAUUUUCCCCUGUGGUCUAGCUUCUGAUUUCCGGGACAAACUUUGGGGGCUAUUAAUAUAUUGGUUCCCUAAAAAAAUACAGGUAAAAUUACAUAGAACUUUUAUUCAUAAAACAUUCAAAAACUUACGCCUAUCGGCAAGGGGCCAAGAGGAGGUAAUUGUUCCGUGUUUUGUCCCAAGUCUUGCGCUUCAACUUCCGGAUCUGGUUGGAUCAUUUCCUCCACUGUUUCUUCUUCUCCAACGAUUGCCACCUCUGCUUGUUCUUCAUUGGAAUCUUGCGAAGAUACAUGACCGAUUAAUGUCACCCAUAAGAGACACAACGUUAGUAGAGCUAGCACUGAUUUAGUCCUGUUUGCCAUUUUCAACUGCUGCUGAAUAAAUUCGGGUUGAAUGUGAUCGAUGCAACUGAUUUUUGGUGUUUGGCUUCGAGAAGAGAGAUGCUCGAAAUUUUUUGUGCGUGGUACAUAAAGCAUACGUUUAAAGCGUCCACUAUCGAUAGAAAAAUUCGUUGAAUGAAACUAAUGGGGGAUAAAGCGUGCAAACAUGUUUUUCAGCAGAAUGCUGAAUUUGUACACUUUUUUAGUAAACACGACAGGUAAUAUCUAGGUGAAUUUAGGAAAUAUUUAAUAUUGACUUUUUAGCGUCUCAAUGCUCUGGCUCAUGUUAAAUAAUUUGAAACUUAAUUAUAUUGCAACUCUCUGAAGAACUCUGUUGAAAGCUCUUGAAACUAGUUAAAGAUCCGUAGAGGUUUUUUCUAAUAAUUUCUAGAAAACAUGAAUAAAACUUAGGCCACACUAGGCAACAUGAGAUUUUGAAUACUUAGACUUGCUUAUAUUUACACAUAGGUCUUGACGAUGAACUGCAUGUCUCAAGUCUCCCGACAAGAAUGAAGACUUAGAUGUUAAAAUAACACGUUUAAACAACCAAGCAAUCAAUGUAAAUUUGUAAGUUUCUUUCGUAUCAAAUGUAGAAGAAAUGAUUUUUUUCCCAACUUUGAGCACGAAAAAUGAAACUUUUCAGGGGUGCCAUUCACCAUUUCGCAAUUAUGCUUAAGCCUAAUCCGCUCUUGAG